This is a messenger RNA of Ornithodoros turicata, 746 nucleotides long. RefSeq names its product protein D3-like. The transcript is spliced from 2 exons. The coding region runs from base 23 to 718 and encodes 231 amino acids. The record is from RefSeq and is a predicted model, not a curated record. NCBI's taxonomy places the organism in Eukaryota, Metazoa, Arthropoda, Arachnida, Ixodida, Argasidae.
GAAGAAGAAGAAGAUUCUCGCGAUGGCGGUGCAUCAUCUUGCCAGACUGUUCGUCCUCAUGUUCUCCUCCUUCGCCCAAGAGGUUGAGGACGACAUAAAUACUUUCAUGACGAAAGUCGUUCAAGACGGCAUCGUUCCCGACGUGAUCCAGAGGACUCCGCAGGCCAUGCUCACAUUUUCUUUCAUUAAAAAGGACGUUACCUUGGGUGCAGCGGUGACUCCAGAAGAAAGCUUCGAAAGCCCAAUUGACGUUAGGUUUCCUCAUACUGCUGGCAGUUACUACACCCUACUCAUGCUGGGACCCGACGUCCCGUCCCGUAGUGACCCGUCGUUACGGAGCGUUUUGCACUGGCUUGUGGUCAAUAUCAAGGUUGGCAAAGCGUUUGACUCGGAUCCUGUCGACUACAACACGGGCACAAUAUUGAUGUACUACCAUGGCCCACAGCCAACCAACGGCACCGGGCUCCAUCGGGUCGUCGUCGUGGCGUACAAGCAAGAUAAGAUGAUAUACGACGCCGAGAAGCUGAUCGUUCCCUUCAACGAACGUUACGGCUUCGCCUUGUCAAAGUUCGCUGCUGAGCAAGAACUUGGCGAGCCAGUUGCCUUGAACUAUUUCGUUACUUCUAGAGAAUCAUUGAGCAAAGGAGAAGCGCUGGCUUCCCACUGGUGGACUUUGAAUUGUGUGAUCAUUCUUCAUGGUAUCAGACUGUUAACGUAGCUUAAUACAGUAAAAUGCAUAAUCAUGA